This is a messenger RNA of Colletes gigas, 2688 nucleotides long. Its product is annotated as hemicentin-2-like. The record is from RefSeq and is a predicted model, not a curated record. The transcript is spliced from 9 exons. The coding region runs from base 1 to 2688 and encodes 895 amino acids. Lineage: Eukaryota; Metazoa; Arthropoda; Insecta; Hymenoptera; Colletidae. Gene Ontology annotation, molecular function: protein binding.
AUGGAAUACGUUCGUAAUUUGGAACACCGCAAUAUUAAAGCAAUUAUCGCAAUAUUGCUAUUGGCGAUGAAUGCAAUCGAUUACGAUUGUCAUUUGUUGCAAUUAGCGUGCAUGUGCCCGGAUUCCAAAGCAAUACAUGUUCGUAAAAAAGUAUUGAAGAAAAUAUCGCAGUCUGAGUUUUUGCAAGUACCAGUAUUAGACGUGUCGGCGGUGGCUGGCUUCAAAGCUCAAAUACCUUGCGACAUUGAUCCACCAACUAGGACCGAGGUGGUGAGCAUGGUUUUUUGGUACAAAGGCGAAAGGAAUGGCGAACCGAUAUACAGCGUGGACGCUCGCGGCAAAUCGAUAGGUCAGGCAAAGCUCUGGUCAAAUACAUCCGUAUUCGGCGAAAGGGCAACCAUGAGGAUAAACGUGAAACCUGCAAAAUUGGAGAUCGAUCCCUUGAAAGCGACCGAUGCGGGGGUGUACAGAUGCAGGGUGGAUUACAAAAAUAGUCCAACGAGAAAUCAGAAGGUUAACCUCACAGUGAUAGUGCCACCGAAGAAGCCGGUGAUUUACGCGGGCGCCGGUAGAAGUUUGGCUAUGAUACUGCAGCCCUUCAACGAAGGCAGCGAGUUGUCUUUAUUGUGCGAAGUAAUCGGAGGUUCUCCGCCGCCGAAGGUCACGUGGCACUUCAUGGAGAAAACGCUGGACAAUACGUUCACGCUGGAGCACGGGGACAUCACGAUAAAUCAACUGGAUAUCUCGCAUGUCACGAGGGACUUCCUCAAAGCUAGGCUAAUUUGUCAGGCAAACAACACGCAUCUCGUGCCUCCAUUGACUUCGGAGAUCAUUUUAGAUAUUAAUCUGAAACCAUUGGUAGUGAAUAUUACCAAUAAGAAAGUACACUUGUCGGCGUUAAGAACGUACGAAAUUGAAUGCGUCAGUUCGGGCUCCAGGCCGGAGGCUGUGAUCACCUGGUGGAAAGGAAACCACCAAGUAAAACACAUGGCCAGAAAUUUUGCAGAUAAUCCGAACAUUACGAGAAGCAUGCUGAGUUACGUACCGACCAUGGAGGACGACGGAAAGAAUCUGACUUGUCGCGCCGAGAAUAUAGUUGUGCCCAAUAGCGCGUUGGAAGACAGGUGGCGUCUACAAGUUCAUUACUCGCCCAUAGUGACAAUCAAUAUUGGUUCGAGUCUCAGGGAAAAAACCAUAAACGAAGGCGACGACGUCUAUUUCGAGUGCGAGGUUCAAGCAAACCCAAAAGCGUACAAGCUGGCGUGGUUUAAAGACGGCAAAGAAUUGCAUCAGAACGCAGCAGCCAGAAUCUUUCUUCACAGCGGACAAUCUCUGGUUUUGCAACGAGUGACUAGACAUUCCGCCGGUGAAUAUGCCUGUAUGGCAGUCAAUAUCGAAGGAAAGUCCAUCAGCAGACCAAUGACUCUCGAGAUAAUGUACGCACCGAUCUGCAAGGAUGGCUCCUCCACUCAAGUGGUCGGUGCCCUAAAGCACGAGACGAUCUCGCUAGUUUGCGGGGUACAAUCGAAACCGCCGCCCACUACUUUCCAUUGGACCUUCAACAAUUCUGGCGAGCUGAUGAACGUGCCAGCCAAUAGAUUCACGCAGGUCAAGCCCCUGAGUCUGAUCACGAGCCAUUGGCACGGGUCCAGGCUGAAUUACACACCAGAAAACGACAUGGACUACGGCACGAUCGCAUGCUGGGCCAAAAACCAGAUAGGGGUGCAAAAGACGCCCUGUCUUUUUCAGAUCAUCGUGGCCGGGAAACCCUAUCCCCUGCAGAAUUGUACGGCUCUCCAGUCGACCGGACCCUACGCGUAUCGAAUGGGUCACGAGGAUUUUAAAGCCACGGAUUCGAGGGAUGUGGACUGGUUGAUCGUCAAAUGCUCAGAGGGAUUUGACGGCGGUUUGCCCUUGACUAAUUACGAAAUCGAGGUCUACAGUGAGGAGAACGUUUAUCACGUUAAUACCAUCUACCUGAACCACACAGAGAGAUCCAGUUCGUCAGGUCCGAUUUUCGAGGUCCCUGGUCUGGAGCCUGGCCGUAACUAUCGACUACAUCUCUACGCUGUCAAUGCCAAGGGACGAAGCGAUCCCGUAGUCCUUGAACCGGUCACUCUCAAAGGAGUCGCCAUGUACACCACCGGUCUCGAAACCCCGGACGAGAGCACGGACUACAGCCUCCUAGUAGCUUGUUUCGCCGGCGGGAUAACGGCCAUGUGCAUUCUGACCGUCGGGAUAACCGUGACCUUGUACCGUCGGAACCACCCGAUGCAGACGAUGAAGGCGCACACCGAAAUCGUGCAGUACGGUAACAAAGAGGACCGGGUAGUGAUAGUACCGCUUAACAAGGAUUCCAGGAACGAGGCCAAGGGUCAAAUAUCCACCGAUAUGCCCGACGACGAUCCGGACGUGAUUCCAAACAAGGCGGAGAAGAGACCGGACAUCUUCGAGCCGAACUGUAGGGCCACGAGACCGGAAAGGACAAAUAACUUUGGCCGUAUGGAGGAUCUCGAUUAUCCGUCACCCUCGUCGGUUUUACACACCAAAGACUCCUGGAUCUAUCCAAACGGUUACCUGGAUAAAGUGGAGAUAAGUCUGAGCCCGAUGCGGCCUAGCACGCUCUCUGUCCAUCGUACCAUGGAUAUUUACACUAGAAGUUCACGCGUUCAGGAAAGUUGUAUAUAG